Molecule: messenger RNA, 2256 nt
Organism: Rosa rugosa (rugosa rose)
Lineage: Eukaryota; Viridiplantae; Streptophyta; Magnoliopsida; Rosales; Rosaceae
Product: protein IQ-DOMAIN 29
Exons: 7
Coding region: 203-1930 (575 amino acids)
Molecular function (GO): protein binding
Source: RefSeq, a predicted model, not a curated record
GUUUUGGUGGUUUACAUUUCCACUUCGCUUUACAAUUCUUUCCAAUUUUGUUCUUAGGUGGUUUCGAACAGUAAGCAGAGCUCAGAGCAGCAGACCCAAUCGUCUCUGUGAUUUUGCACCCCCAAUACCCAAGACGGUGUCGUCUUCUUCGUUUUACGGGUUGUGUGAAUUGAGUUCCUGGAGCUGGAUUUGACUUUCUGCGAUGGGAAAAACGCCGGGAAAAUGGAUCAAGAAUUUGCUUCUUGGGAAGAAAUCGUCCAAAGGAAGAGAGAAAUCUGCAAAUAAAGGGGAGACAGUGGUCUCUUCAAAGUUGUCUGUGCCUGAGUUAACUGUCAGUGCACCUGUGAUAUCACCACCAUUGGUUGGGACGGUUGUUAGUAACGUGGACUCAGAAAUCAGAGCAGCUGUUGAAAUACCAAACGAUAACAUUACACUUUCAUCAGCAAAGGAAGAUGGCCAAACACAAGCUAUCUCUAGUUCGGGGUCUCAGGAUCUUCAGAGAAUUAAUCGAGAGGAAGCUGCCACAAAGGCACAGAGUGCUUAUAGAGGAUAUGUGGCUCGCCGUGCGUAUCGAACCCUGAAGGGCAUCAUAAGGCUGCAAGCACUUAUUCGUGGUCAUUUGGUUAGAAGACAAGCUGUAUCCACAUUAUUAUGUGUCCAGGGGAUUGUGAAGUUUCAAGCACUGAUUCGUGGUCAGCAUGUUAGACAUUCUGAUAUUGGGGUUGAAGUGCAUAAAACACAUCAGGGUGCUACAUGUUUCGAUUACUCUGGUGUAAGUGCAUCUUCCCAGGUGGACAGGCUUUCGAAAAAUGCAUUUGCUCAGAAGCUUCUAGCAUCAUUGCCUACUGCUAGUCCUCUACAUCUCCAGUAUGAUCCAGAGGACCCGAACUCAGCCUGGGUGUGGCUUGACCGCUGGACCAGAUCAUGCUUUUGGGAACCUGUUUUACAACUAAAGAAAAAACCUGAUCCGAAGUCUCGUGGCAAAUACAAGAAGAUUCAAACAGUAGAAACUGAACCGGCUAAGCCAAAAAGAACUGUCCGGAGACUGUCCACUGAAAAUGGGCCAAAUCGUGUCACUUCAGAUACUGAAAAGCCUAAACGAAAUAUGAGGAAAGUUUCAAGUCAUCCAAUGAACUCAGUUCAGGAACAUCAACAAAAUGGAGCUGAGAAGGUCAAAAGUAAGGUACGAAAAGUUUCUGGUCCCAAGGAGGUUUCCAAUUCCAAAAAGGUUUCUGAUCCCAAGGAGGAGGUUUCUGAUUCCAAGGAGGAGGUUUCUGACCGGCCAGAGGUUGAUAAGGAGAUACCAAAGCACAGUACAGAAACAAUUUUAGCUCCUGCUGUUCUUGAUGAUUCAGAGCAGCACACUAGUGAGAUUUCUCCAAAGAUGCAACAUGUGGAAGUUUCUGUCUCCAAACACUCUGAUCUAGAAGAAAGUAUGGAGCUGCCACCAACAGAUGAGACAUUGCAAAAGUUAGAUGACCAUCCUUCAGUUGACAUGCAAUCCAUGGAGAAGAAUGGCAAAAAUGAAGAAGUUCAAGCACUAAAUGAGGUUCUAACCUCUGCAGACAACUUUAUUAGCAACGAGGACCAGAAAACCAGCCAGAGAAGGGCUUCUUUACCUGUGAAGUUUGAUCAUCGGGAUAAUGGGGUUCAAACCACACCAAGAGUGCCAAGUUACAUGGCACCAACUGAAUCUGCCAGAGCUAGGCUGAAAGGACAGAGCUCCCCCAGGUUUGCACGAGACGUGAUUGAUAAGAAUCUUUUAACCAGACGGCAUUCUCUGUCUUCUUCCACCAACACCAAGUUAAGUUUACUUUCUCCACGAGCACAAAAAUUGGCUCAAGGCAAAGGAGUGAUCAGAACUGACAGAUCUUUAUCAUCUUCAAGGGAUGGUUUUGAUAAGGGGAUCCAACCUGAGUGGAGGAGGUGAAUUUAGAUGAGGCAGCAGUAUUCCAUGGAAAUAUAUCAAAGGCAGGCAAAAGAAAAAGAAAAAAAAAUUAAUGCUUUGCAGUUUCAAGUUUAUACGGUGUUGUUGGCACCAAGGUACAAUUGUAACCAACACUAAGAUCUAUUUUGUUAAGUAAUAGGUGUGUUUUUAAGAGUCUAGUUUGUUCUUUUCUUUGACAGGAGGGUUUGUUAUGUAGGUCUUGCUGCAUGAUGUUAAUGAUACUCAUCUAUUAUGAGGCCUUGAGCUUCUGAUUUUCUGUGCAUGUUAAAUACUUCGAUUUUCUAUUGGAAAUUACUACGUUGAUAUCA